This is a messenger RNA of Entrophospora candida, 1296 nucleotides long. Lineage: Eukaryota; Fungi; Glomeromycota; Glomeromycetes; Entrophosporales; Entrophosporaceae. The record is from the annotation of a GenBank genome assembly.
AUGUGUGAAAAAACUUCUUUUGAACUUAUUAAUGAAAGUUUCGUCGAUUGGUUUUGUGCUAAUGGAGGUAUAAUUUCACCAAAAAUUGCAUUCAAAGACUAUUCAAACGAAAAUGCAGGACGUGGAAUGAUGGCAAGUGACGAAGUUCUUUUUGAGAUUCCCCGUUCAAUACUUUUAUCUCCAAAAACUUCUUUACUUAAAAAUGAAGUUUCUACAGAAGAAUAUAAAAAACUUUAUAAAAUUAAUCAUUGGUUCCCACUUAUAUUAUGUAUGAUGUACGAGUCUCAAAAAGAAAAUUCCCUAUGGAAACCUUACUUUGACAUUUUACCAAAACAAUUUGAAACACCAAUGUUUUGGACAGAAGAAGAAUUGACUGAAUUACAGGGAACAGGUGUUAUAGAUAAGAUUGGAAAAGCAGAUUCGGAAAAGGGGUUUUAUGAACAUUUACUCCCAAUAAUUCAAUCAAAACCAAAUGUUUUCAAACCAGAUGUUCACAAUAUAAAUUUGUUUCAUCAAAUUGGAUCACUUAUUAUGUCCAAUGCUUUUAAUGAAGAGAAUGGUAAUGGUGAAGAUAAUAAAAUUAGUAUUGUAAUGAUCCCAAUGGCUGAUAUGCUUAAUCAUAAGACAGGUUAUAAUAAUGCAAGAUUAUAUCAACAUAGAGGUUCAUCAUUACAAAUGAUCGCCAUCAAAAAAAUAAAAAAGGGUGAACAAAUUUUUAAUACUUAUGGAGAUUUAUGUAAUGCAGAUUUAUUGAGAAAGUAUGGAUUUGUUGAUGAUGACAAUAUUCAUAAUAUUGUUGAAAUAAAUGGUCAAUUAGUAAUUGAUAUUUUGUCAAAUGAUGAUGAUAAAAUUAAGGAGAAAAAGAUUGAUUGGUUGCUUAAAGAAGAUAUAUUGGAUGAUGUCUUUAUAUUAGAUAAAAGUGGUGAAAUUCAAUCAGAAUUAAUAAUUGCUGCAAAAAUCCUGACAAUGGAUAAAUCUCAAUUUAUAAUGUUGAAAAAACACAAGAAAUCAUUACCAAACAACCAAAUUACAACUGAUAUACAACAAUCACUAAUCAAAUUAUUACAGAAACAGAUGUCAAUCUAUAAAACAUCUAUUAAAGAGGAUGAAGAAAUUCUUAAUGAAAGAAAAUCAAUUUCACAUAAAUUAGUUUGUGCAAUUGUUGUAAGAUUAGGUGAAAAAAGAAUAUUACAAAAUGCUUUGGAUAAACUUAACAAUUAUAAAGUUGAUCAAAAUUCAACUGUUAGUGGUGAUAUUAAUAGGAACACUAGUAAUAAAAAACGUAAAUUAAAAUAA